This is a messenger RNA of Penicillium psychrosexuale, 1953 nucleotides long. RefSeq lists its product as uncharacterized. The record is from RefSeq and is a predicted model, not a curated record. Bases 1 to 1953 code for a protein of 650 amino acids. Gene Ontology annotation, biological process: secondary metabolic process. The transcript has 5 exons. NCBI's taxonomy places the organism in Eukaryota, Fungi, Ascomycota, Eurotiomycetes, Eurotiales, Aspergillaceae.
AUGGUGAGCCUCCAAACCAUCCAAGCCCAUAAUGCGACUCUCAAAUCCCUAGCCCCAGGUCUCGUCGCGGUGUUCGUCGGCGGCACCUCCGGCAUCUCCCUCUCCACGGCCCUCGCCUUGGCCCGUCACACCCUCUCUCCCAAAAUCUACCUCAUCGGCCGCAGCCAGUCCGCCGCCGACGACGCCAUCGCCUCCAUGAAGACCAUAAACCCCUCCGCCCAACCUACCUUUCUCCAGACCGACAUAUCCCUCCUCAAAAACGUCGACAGCGUGUGCGACGAGAUCGCAGCCAAAGAAAAAAAGCUUAACCUGCUCUUUAUGACACCCGGAUAUAUGACGCUGAAAGGCCGGGAUGAGACGGCGGAAGGCUUGGACCGCAAAUUCGUGCUGCAUUACUACGCGCGGAUGCGAUUCAUCACCAAGUUGCUCCCCCUCUUGACCGCAGCCGCAGAAGACCCCUCAGUCAACGCCAACGCCAGACUAUCCCGCGUAGUCUCCGUCCUAGACCCGCAGGUCUCUGUCCGCGCUGGCGGCUCAGGCACGCUCGACUUCUCAGACCUCAGUCUCAAGCACACCUUUAGCCUCCAGACGUGCCAAGCGCACGCCAGCCUAAUGGGCGAUUUUUUCCUAGAGGGAAUGGCGCAGCGACACACGCAUACUAGCUUUGUCCACGCAUACCCCUCCGGCGUGGCCACAGGUCUGAUGCGUGAACUGCCGGUUGGACGCGUGCUGUCGUCUGUGCUAGGGACGCUGUUGAGUCCAUUUAUGGUGCCGAUUCAGGAGAGUGGGGAAAGGCAUUUGUUUGCGGCGACGAGUGGGAGGUUUCCACCGAAAGCCGAGGGGGCGAAGAUGGAAGGGGAUGUCGCGGUUGGCAGUGAUGGGACGAAGGGGAGUGGUUGUUACUGGGUGAAUUGGGACGGGGAGGUGUUCCCGGCGAACAAGAAAUUAGGGAGGACGAGGGGGGAGGGCGCGGUGGAGAAGGUGUUGCAGCAUACCGACGACGUGUUUAAGCAGGAAGGUCUUUGCAGUGGAAUCGAGAUUAGGAGGCAUGCGGCUGCCGACCUUGAAGAAGUCGGUGCGUUCAGGGCCCAGGAAGACUGGCGCCGCUUGGUUGGGCCCCUAGAGAACCCUUUCAGGGGUGGCUUGGGCCCACAGUUUAGUUUCAUAACUGUCGCAGUACCCGAGUGUCUCCCGGAUAGGCUGGAGAUUACCAGUUAUGCGCUUGAAUUUGGUUUCAUCCAUGACGAUAUCAUUGAUAAAGAAAUCCAAGACGCAAACCUGGAGGAGGUAGAACAGGCCUUGGAACAGGGCGGACAGACUGGCAAGAUCGAAGAGAAAGGUGGCUCCUCUGGAAAGCGUAAAAUCGUUGCCCAGAUUCUCCGCGAGAUGAUGGCAAUCGACCCCGAGAGAGCAAUGGUUGUCGCCAAGAGCUGGGCCACUGGCGUCCAACAUUCGAGUGCUUUGAUGUGGGAUACGGGUAAGUCUCCGGCACCCACCAACGACCUUAGCAUCCUAGGUCAAACCUAUCUACCCGGGACUAAUUUUAUCCUGCUAUCAAGGCUCUGGCAUGGCCUUGUCGCGUUUAGCUGCGCUAUUACUAUCCCCGAGGAAGAGGCCGAUGAGGCGAGAGAGCUUCUCAUGCCUGCUGUGAUCACUGCCUCUCUCACCAACGAUCUAUUCUCCUUCGAGAAGGAACGCAACGAUACUAACGUCCAGAACGCCGUCUUGGUUGCCAUGAGGGAGCACGGCUGUAGCGAAGAAGAAGCCAGAGAAAUUUGCAAAGAGCGCAUCCGUGUCGAAUGCGCCAAGUAUGUCCGCACGGUCAAGGACAUCAGGACGCGGACAGACCUCUGCGAUGAUGUGAAGAGAUACAUUGAGGUCAUGCAGCACACCCUUUCAGGCAAUGUUGCUUGGAGUACUCAGUGUCCGAGAUACAACGAAGGAGCUAAGUAG